CGGGGGCUCAUUGUGGACUGGCCGUUAUCCAAUGGUGCUGUCGUCCGGUGAUUCUGUACUCACCUCCGGUCGUUGUAGGAGAGCGGGGCCCAAGGUAGCAGUGCCCGGGGUGUCAGUGGCCUGUUUACAUCCGGGGACCUCCUCCAUUCACUCUGCUGUCUGUGCCUCUGUCUCCUCGGUAUUUGCAGCAACCAUGAGCUAUUCAGAGAAACCCGAGGAGAUCACUAAGGAUGAAUGGAUGGAAAAGCUGAACAACCUGCACAUCCAGAGGGCUGAUAUGAACAGACUGAUCAUGAACUACCUGGUAACCGAGGGCUUCAAGGAGGCGGCAGAAAAGUUUCGGAUGGAGUCUGGUAUUGAGCCUAGCGUAGACCUGGAGAGCCUAGAUGAAAGGAUUAAGAUCCGGGAAAUGAUUCUUAAAGGACAGAUCCAGGAAGCUAUUGCCCUGAUAAACUCCUUGCAUCCAGAGUUACUGGACACUCACCGUUACCUGUAUUUCCAUCUGCUGCAACAACAUCUCAUAGAGCUGAUUAGACAGAGGGAGACUGAAGCCGCCCUGGAGUUUGCCCAAACACAGCUAGCCGAGCAGGGGGAGGAGAGCCGAGAGUGUCUGACAGAAAUGGAGCGGACGCUGGCACUGUUGGCCUUCGACAACCCAGAAGAAUCUCCAUUUGGUGAUUUGCUGAACAUGAUGCAGCGACAGAAGGUAUGGAGUGAAGUCAACCAAGCUGUCUUAGACUACGAGAACCGAGAAUCCACACCCAAACUGGCAAAACUCCUUAAACUGCUCCUGUGGGCUCAGAAUGAGCUCGACCAGAAGAAAGUCAAAUACCCCAAGAUGGCUGACCUCAGUAAAGGCACAGUGGAAGACCCCAAGUAAAGCCUCUGCCAAAGGGGUGGGAUACCGAGAACGUGUGCGACCUCCUGCAUUACCAGUCUGUGACUGAGACAUUUUUUUUUCGUACCAGCAUUCAACCUGGAAACUUCCUUCACCGAGGCGGUUCCUCAUGGGGCACUGACCUGUACAGGAGACUAGGGUCUAUCCAUGCCAAGCACAGCCCCAUAGGGUUAAAAAUAAAUAAAUAUUGUCUAGUU
This is a messenger RNA of Hyla sarda, 1095 nucleotides long. RefSeq names its product GID complex subunit 8 homolog (gene GID8). The record is from RefSeq and is a predicted model, not a curated record. Lineage: Eukaryota; Metazoa; Chordata; Amphibia; Anura; Hylidae. The coding region runs from base 32 to 880 and encodes 282 amino acids. Gene Ontology annotation, biological process: proteasome-mediated ubiquitin-dependent protein catabolic process; positive regulation of canonical Wnt signaling pathway. Gene Ontology annotation, molecular function: protein binding. The transcript is spliced from 5 exons. Gene Ontology annotation, cellular component: nucleus; cytoplasm.